AUGACUACCGGGUCCUUACCAGCGCGUACCGUAUCAUUUGAUUUGAUGGAAUCGAGUUCAGAUGAUCAUCGUAACGAUCAUGGCGGAUUAUCCGAUCACAACGAUCAGAAUAAAAUUUCCCCUACAAGUACUUUACGACGCUCGAAUUCAUUCGAUUCUUUCACCGAUUUUUCUUCCGCAAAUUCUGAUCAUAAGUCAAAAGCACCGAGACCGCUAAAAUCGUACGCGACUUUGGCGAAUAUUCAAGGGUUAUCUGAUGCUGCCGAAAUUGCGCCGAGAGCCGCAAAACCAGUUUCCCCAAUUAAAACAUCAUUCGGCACGAAAACAAUUCAGGAAUUCCUUGUGUCCUCGGCGCUCAACGUAGCAAAUGCACCUAAGAUGCCCUCAGAUCCUGCUCAUCCGCCUUUAAAUCUGCAGUUGAUUAGUGCAAAUUUUGGAAAAUUUGUUCAAAAAUGCGGAUUUAUUUUUGCCAUUCAAGAUGCUGUUGAAGAUAUUAUAAUGUGGAAAAGCUCAUCAAAUACCCUAUUGGCCAUGGUGAUUUAUGUUUAUAUAUGUCUAUAUCCAAAACUUUUAUUUCUCAUUCCACCUGUCAUUCUACUCGCAAUUUUGAUUUAUUAUUACGAAAAGAGAUAUCCAAAUGGUCUGCCAACAAUGAAAAAUGGAAAACACGGGCGCAUGAGAUUUCGCAAAUCAAAGCAUUAUGAUCCAUACCUACCACCUGAGAACUCCGUAGAUUACCUUAAAAACAUGCAAAAUAUCCAAAAUCUGAUGGGCUUGAUUUCCGAAGGAUACGAUGCAGUCGUACCUUUGCUUAAGCACGUGGACUGGAGCAAUGAAUACGAGACAUUAAUAAUAACGCAGGCUGUUACCGUAUUAACGGUGGUACUUUGUUUAACUGUGUGGAUCGUUCCUUGGAGUUACAUAUUUAUUGCGGUUGGUCUAUGUGUGUUUAUAGCCAACACGCAAUUUAUGAAAGCCCUAAUGAAGGAAAUGAGUCCUUUUCUCCUUCAACAUGGAAAACUUAUAGUUGAGCGAUGCAAACAGUAUUUCAACACCUUGGAUGAUGAGCAGGAUGACGAUAAUGGUAGAAGAGAAGCCGAAGUAUCAAUUGAACACAAUUGGGUGGACGUUGGCAAAGAGUUUGAUGCGGGAACCGGAAGCAGCAGCAAUAGCGGUAGUUCAUCUAGAUUCUAG
Acaulospora colombiana is the source of this 1194-nucleotide messenger RNA. NCBI's taxonomy places the organism in Eukaryota, Fungi, Glomeromycota, Glomeromycetes, Diversisporales, Acaulosporaceae. The record is from the annotation of a GenBank genome assembly.